AUUAAAACUAGUUAUAAUAAUCUAUGUUUUCCAAUCCCAAUGUGAAAAGUAGUAUCUCUCUCCAUGUUCUCCAAAGAAAAUACAGAACACAACUUUCCCCACUUUUGCGAUUUCAAUCCUCUCUUGUUCUACCGCCAACAAGGAACCUUUGCCGCCUGCCCGCCGUUCCAUUCUUGUCUUCUCCGGCUCUUCUUCGCCACCAGAUCACACCAGCCGCCCAACCGCCAAAGCUUUGAGAUUCACUGGCUACUCAAAUAAGGGAACUAUGCUCGUGCUUUGCUGGGAUACAAAAGCCCUAAAUUGAAAAUUUACCAAAAUUGACACAGAUCUCUCUUACUAAGAUCAAAUGGAAAGAUACUACUCAAAAAAGCCAAAGAUUACUGCCUCAAAUGAAUGCCAUGAAUAUGAUGGAAGCAAACAGGUGGAAGCAAUCUCCCAUCCAAAUACCCAAUCACAAGCUCAAGAAUCUUUAUUGGUCAACCAAACUGUGCAAGUACAGCAAAGAGAGCCCUUCCUACUGAAUCAAAUUGUGGAAUUUGAUGUGAAUGAUUUAGAAGCUGAUCCUGGGUUGAGACCAAAAAUCUCAAGUUUCCACCCUAAUGUCCAA
Molecule: messenger RNA, 607 nt
Organism: Linum tenue
Lineage: Eukaryota; Viridiplantae; Streptophyta; Magnoliopsida; Malpighiales; Linaceae
Source: the annotation of a GenBank genome assembly